Neltuma alba is the source of this 594-nucleotide messenger RNA. RefSeq lists its product as uncharacterized. Bases 1 to 570 code for a protein of 189 amino acids. Lineage: Eukaryota; Viridiplantae; Streptophyta; Magnoliopsida; Fabales; Fabaceae. The record is from RefSeq and is a predicted model, not a curated record. The transcript has 2 exons.
AUGGCAGAAGCCUUGUGGGACUUUGAAGACAAGCUCAAGCUUUCAACCCAAGGGGCUCUUCUUAUACUAGCCUCUGCAUGUUUUUCACUUGCUGCAGUCUGCACAUUUGUUGUGCUCAAAAGGAAGGCAAGGAAGAACAGAAUUGCACACCAAGAAGGUGACAUUGGUGACGGUGAGGCUGAAACUAGCACUACAGAAUGCUCAGGCUCAGGCUCAGAGCCGGGGUGCAGCUGGAUCUCGGUGAAAAAUGUGCUAAUGGGGUCAGUUAGAUGGAGCCGGGCAUGCAAGUGGAAGGAGAAUGUGGGGAGCCAGAGGAAGCUGCUUGGAUUAGAAAGGAAUGGUGUUGAAAUUGGAAGGCAGAGUCAUAACUCAGUGUCUGCAGUGUGGCAAAGGCCUAUACUGAGGGGGGAGAAGUGUGAGCUACCAAGGUUUAGUGGCCUUAUUCUCUAUGAUGAAAAGGGAAGAUUGCUUAGGCAUUCUGAGGAGGAAACUAACUACAAUGGAAGUUUGAAUCAGGAUAAAGCAAUUGGCUCUAUGAGAACUACUCUAAGAGAUCUACUAUCUUCUUAAUUCCUGCUCCAUGUAAGUUGUAAA